AUGCCGGCUGCAACUGAUGGGGCGGGCUUAGCCUCGCUACAAACUCUGCAGGACAACCUUGGUGACAUUGGAGAUAAAGUCGGUGCCGAACAAAAUGACUUAGCCUUCCUUCAACAAUUUCUUGAGAGUCCUCUACUGGAGUCACUAGUACAGGCCCAAGAACGCCUGGAACAAGACCCUGUGGACGAGCCGAGUGACGAAUCAGGCAGUAGGAUGGUGGCUGACUGUAUCAAUGAGAUUGCCAGUUUAGGAACUGAUUCUGAAGCUGAAGAGCUGGAGAAAAUUCUCUCAUCACCGCAUUUUAUAGCCAUGAUGGCUGCGUAUGACGAUGUUGCAGACAAGAAUUAUGAAGAGGAAGUUAACGACGUCACACAGUUGAGUGCUCCUCCACCUCCCAUGGUUUUCAACAACGUGGCUGACCAAGUCCGCCUCGUUGGGAUUCGUAAGGACAAAAAUGCUCCCUUGGGAAUCACGGUGAAGAUUGAUGAACACAGUGACCUUGUCAUUGCACGAAUCAUGUCUGGAAGCAUGAUAGACAAGCAAGGUUUACUACAUGUAGGAGACAUCAUAAAAGAAGUGAAUGGUCUCCAGGUGUUCUCUCCGGAGCAGCUGAUGGAGAUUAUCCGGUUCACAGAAGGAUCCAUAACAUUAAAAAUUGUCCCAACUGUGGUAGAUCCACAGAUUAAAUCACAGAAAUACAUGCGUGCACACUUCAACUAUGACCCCAAGAAAGACCGACUCAUUCCCUGUGCUGAUGCUGGCCUCUCAUUUAAUGAUGGUGACGUCUUACAAAUCCUCAGUUCAGAAGACCCGAACUGGUGGCAGGCGAGGGUUGUGACCAAAGACGAGGAUGGACAAACAGGUUUGAUUCCCUCACAGUCCCUGGAGGAGAAGAGAAAAGCCUUCGUACAGCCUGACUAUGACUAUUCAAAAUCUAGUUUAUUAUGUGGUUUAAAAAGACGGAAGAAGAAAAAGAUCAAAUAUGCUACAAAAAAUACCACAGAUUUUGACAGAUGUGACUUGACGAUCUAUGAAGAGGUAGCACGGAUGCCACCUUUCGAGAGGAAAACACUAGUUAUUGUUGGAGCAAAUGGUGUAGGGCGUAGGUCACUCAAGGAAAGACUCCUUAAGGAUGAUCCACGCAGAUUUGGAGCGGUAAUGCCACAUACCUGUCGGGAUAUGAGAGAAGGUGAGGUGAACGGGAAAGGAUAUUUCUUCACAGACCGUGAGACGAUGGAGGAUGAUAUUAAAGCAGGUCUGUACUUGGAGUACGGGGAAUACAACGGCAACUUGUACGGAACAAAGAUCGACUCGAUCAACCAUGUUACUAAUGCAGGGAAAAUGUGUGUACUUGAUGUCAAUCCCACGUCCCUGAAGAUUCUAAAGACAGCUGAGUUCAUGCCAUUUGUUGUGUUUAUCGCGGCACCCAGUGCGGAAGCUCUGAAGCGCAUGUAUGAUUAUGGGCGACAGAAAGGCAUUGUCGUAAGAAGAGGGAAAUCAGGUCCUGGGAAAGUUGAUUUAAAAACUGACGAUGAUUAUCGUAAGGCCGUGGAAGAGAGCGCCCAAAUUGAACGCGUUUAUAAAGGCUUGUUUGAUAUGACCAUUGUCAACGACAGUUUUGAGGAUGCAUAUAAACAACUUCGAAUGGCACUCAAUGACCUUGGCACGGAAUCACAGUGGGUCCCUAUUAACUGGGUUUACUGAGAUGUCACAAGUGUCAAAGGUCACCAAGGUCAACACAGGGUCAGGGAAAAGCCAACAGACAGUUGAAGGUGAACAUUUAUUUUUUGGAUUGGAGCUCAGCAGCAGAAAGACAACAAUUGUUUUUAGACUUUCAAAAGUUCUCCACCACUUUGCAAAUGUUACCAGAAGAUUUGUCCUGACCUUGACCUUCACAAGAUCACUACACCAUACAAGCCAAUCACCACAUGUUUGCCUUAAUCACUUCAGACAGAAUGUUUGUAGCUCGACCAUAAUUGGUCGGGGCCUAAAAUGACACUGCAUUCUGUCAAACUGUGUUUCUAUGAAAUAUGCAUUUAAACAAUUUAUUUUUAUUUCAUCAGUGUUUUAAGG
Messenger RNA from Ylistrum balloti, 2073 nucleotides. Its product is annotated as protein PALS2-like. Lineage: Eukaryota; Metazoa; Mollusca; Bivalvia; Pectinida; Pectinidae. The transcript has 14 exons. The record is from RefSeq and is a predicted model, not a curated record. Gene Ontology annotation, molecular function: protein binding. Gene Ontology annotation, cellular component: cell-cell junction; plasma membrane. The coding region runs from base 1 to 1704 and encodes 567 amino acids.